UAAAUAAGGUUAUGGCUUAUGAAUGGGCUUGGGUUAAUAAAGGCAAGGCCAUCUAUUAUACAAAAUUCUUCUAGGGCUGGCUAAUAAUACAGGGCUAAUUUCAAAACCGAGAUUUCUUAAAAUUUGGAAGAUUUGUUGGUAAGAAAGAUUGGCUUUUGUGUUCUGGUUUUUUUUUUUUUUGUGUUUUGUUUUCUAAGCUAAGGAGGAGGAUAUGGGGGACUCGGAUGAUGAUGAUUAUGUGGAUAUAGGAAGGCCUGAUCUAGUAGGCCUUCUUCCCGAUGAGAUUGAUGAACUCUUUAGCACCAUACAACCAGAACAUCUAGAACUGAUCGUGAAAGAUUCUGACUUUGAAAAAGCUGUAGGCACUACUCGUGAAGGCUCUUUUAAGCUGUCUGAUCUUGUGGAACUCGAGUUAUGGAAUGAGCUUUCUGGUCCUAUUCGAAACCAAAAGAGGCACAUCCUGUGUUGGGCAUAUAGCUCCACUGAUCUCGUCUCCGCCUUACGAGUCCUCAAGUUCGGGGGGGAAUUUGUUCCUCUGUCCACGUGGUACCUCAACUCAUACGUGUCUCCAGAUUUGCGUGGACAAAGACCCAACUGCGUUAGCCGGUCAUUCCUGUUAUGGAACGACUACCCGCAAAGCCUUUCAGUUCAUGUUAGACAACGGAGGAGUGCCUAAAGAAAGAACUCUUGAGUUUGACUGUAAUCAAGACCCUCCAGCUGAUCCAGAACCUCACAUCACCAUCAACUCUUUUGCCACCUUCAAUACCUUAGAAGAAGCACUGGUCCAGCUCCGCACACAGCCAAUCGGGGCUGAGUUCUCCCAACUUUGGGAACUCGGUGAGGAUAUGACAUUUACUAUGGACCUACAAAGGCAAAUUCUUAUUUCCAAUGGGGAAGUUAUUGCUAUCUGCAAAUCGAGCAACGAGAUUGUGAAGGUGAUGACGGUGAAGAUGAAGCUGAGUCCAAGUCUGAAGCUGAACCCACACGCAAGAGGAUACGGCGUACACCCCCGAAGCGUCAGAACUUAAGAAGAAGAAGAAGAAGCCCGUGCCAUGACCAUAGAGAUAAGAAGAAGCAGAGAAGUGGCUGAGAAUAAGAAACUAAUGGAUUUUGGAUCUGUGUGAGAGAGUGAGAGCUUCUUUUUUGUUUUCCCUUAAAGCAUCUGUUAUCUAUAGUAAAGGGAAGAAACUAAUGUCUUUAUUUGUCUCCUCUUAACUCAUCUCUCCUCGGAUAGGUAUUUUUGCUGGUUAGGAAACUUGUCAGGAUUCUUAUGUGUCUUGAGUCAUGCGAUUCUGCAAUAUGGCUUACAUUAUUGACACUAAUAUAAUACUCUGCAUCUA
Messenger RNA from Brassica napus (rape), 1340 nucleotides. RefSeq lists its product as uncharacterized. NCBI's taxonomy places the organism in Eukaryota, Viridiplantae, Streptophyta, Magnoliopsida, Brassicales, Brassicaceae. The coding region runs from base 420 to 1028 and encodes 202 amino acids. The transcript is spliced from 4 exons. The record is from RefSeq and is a predicted model, not a curated record.